AUGAUGAAUAUUUUUUCACGCAAGAAUAAGCUAGAAGAUGAGCUAUUUAACAUGAAGUUUACAGCCAAGACGUUGCUGCGUAAUGCUAGAAAAUGCGAGAAGAAUCAAGUCGUACAAAAGGCAAAUUUGAAAAAGGCCAUUGAGAAGGGAAAUAUGGAAGGGGCUAAGAUUUAUGCGCAGAAUGUGAUUCGUGAAAAGAAUCAGGCGCUGAACUACUUGCAAUUGGCCUCUCGCAUGGAUGCAGUGGCUGCGCGUGUGCAAACGGCUAUUAGCAUGGGCCAGCUCAAGGCCAAUAUGAGUGGCGUAGUCAAGGGCAUGGACACAGUCAUGGAGUCUAUGAACGUAGAGGCGAUCUCGCAGACUAUGGACCAGUUUGAAAAGCACUUUGAGGACAUGGACGUGCGUUCUGCUUACAUGGAAGGCACCAUGAGCAGCGGUACAUCAAUCUCGACACCUGCAGACCAGGUAGACGACCUUAUUCAGAUGGUCGCGGAUGAGAACGGGCUUAAGGUUGCAGGACAGCUGGACUCGGCGGGGCUUGUAGGUACAGAGCUGCCUAUAACGGAAGCAGCACGAGAGAAGAAGUCACAAGAUGAUUUGUCCAUGCGGCUCGCAGCACUACGAAAGUAG
Molecule: messenger RNA, 630 nt
Organism: Peronospora farinosa
Lineage: Eukaryota; Oomycota; Peronosporomycetes; Peronosporales; Peronosporaceae
Source: the annotation of a GenBank genome assembly